AUGGCGUUUAGCAAGAGAAUGUCCUCGAUGUUCUCGAAGGAGAGUACCUCGUCUCCAGGCGCUGAGAUCAGACCACCUAGUUCAGGUACCCAACGCUUCUUCCAUUCCCGAGAUCCAUCUUCAGUGUCAAGGAUUUCUUCGGAAAAGUCAGGACCGUCAGACAACCCAUUCGCAACUCCAGCACUGUCCACGAAUGCCUCUGUCACACACCUACCGCCUGUGAAGCACAGUCCGCCCACCUAUUUCCGCUCACGGCGGAUGAAGAAGGGGACUGUCGAAAAGCCAUGGCUGACAGCCACCAAAGACAAGAAGCAAAAAUGGCAGACCAUCAUCCCACUGGCCGGAAUUUUCAUCGGGUUUGCCCUUGGGGUUUACAUGGUAUACAACGGCUGGAUGUCUGUGCCUGAGCAUCAGUACUGCAUGGUGUACGAGGACGAUUUCUCGAGUGGUGCGCUGAACACCGACGUCUGGACCAAGGAGGCUGAGGUCGGUGGCUUCGGCAACGGCCAAUUCGAACAGACCACUGUCACAGAUGAAAACGUUUACAUUCAGGACGGCAUGCUUACCAUCAAACCAACCUUGCAGGAUGAGAACCUUGUGAACGAGGACAACGUUAUUGAUCUCACUGCAAUGGGCAUCUGCUCGUCGGACCAAUGGAACAACUGUGUUGCAAGCACAAAUACCACCAACGGUACCAUAGUUCCACCAACCAAGAGUGGUCGGCUCAACACAAAGAAAGGUGCAGCUAUCACAUAUGGACGUGUAGAGGUAGUAGCCAAGAUGCCCAGAGGUGACUGGCUUUGGCCUGCAAUCUGGAUGUUGCCAGUAGACAACACGUAUGGUGAAUGGCCUUUGAGUGGUGAAAUAGAUAUCGCCGAGUCCAGAGGGAACAACUAUACCUAUCCAAUGGGCGGCAACAACGUGAUCAGCUCAACCAUGCAUUGGGGUCCUAACCUUGGAAACGACGCUUGGUGGCGAACAUACGGCAAGACAAGUGCUCUUAUGAGCACGUUCUCCCAAAAGUUCCACACUUUUGGCUUGGAAUGGAGCGAGAAGUACAUAUACAUGUACCUCGACAGCAGAUUGCUGCAGGUCAUGUACAACAGGUUCUCAGAGCCUCUCUGGAAACGUGGCAACUUCCCACUUUCAGACUCAAACGGCACUUCGUGGGUCGACCCAUGGACACAGACUGGCAAUCCAUCCACACCAUUCGACCACAAAUUCUACCUUAUUCUGAAUGUGGCUGUUGGUGGUACUAACGGUUGGUUCGAGGAUGGCGUAGCUGCGAAGCCCUGGGUGGACGCGUCGCCGAGCGCUAAGAAGGACUUCUGGAACGCCAGAAAUUCGUGGUAUCCUACCUGGACGGAGCCAGAGAUGCAGGUAAAGAGCGUACGGAUGUGGCAGCAAAAGGGGUACAAUGGCUGUUAA
Molecule: messenger RNA, 1428 nt
Organism: Lithohypha guttulata
Lineage: Eukaryota; Fungi; Ascomycota; Eurotiomycetes; Chaetothyriales; Trichomeriaceae
Exons: 1
Coding region: 1-1428 (475 amino acids)
Biological process (GO): carbohydrate metabolic process
Molecular function (GO): hydrolase activity, hydrolyzing O-glycosyl compounds
Source: RefSeq, a predicted model, not a curated record